Molecule: messenger RNA, 765 nt
Organism: Tetrahymena thermophila SB210
Lineage: Eukaryota; Ciliophora; Oligohymenophorea; Hymenostomatida; Tetrahymenidae
Exons: 3
Source: RefSeq, a predicted model, not a curated record
AUGAAUAAUAAGUUAAUACUUUGGAAAGUAACAAAAAAUAUUGUUCUAAAGUUAUAAAUCGUUGUCUCUUCAUUUUAAUCUGUUUACAUUUACAUUAGUGAAGAAAUUGAUAAAAAUAUUGAAAGUAUAAUCGAAAUCUUUUCUAAAUUAUUUAAAAAUGCAGAAAUGAAAGGCCUUAAGUUAUUUAAUGCUAUAAAAUAAGAAAACAGCAACAUAUUCAUUAUUAAUAAACUUAUUUAUGGAUAUCCUUUCAGUGAUACUGAAAUUAAAAUCAAAAUAGACUUUACUGCAAAUCUUAUAAUUUCCCAAUAAUAAAACUUUGCUUUAUAUUCGUUGUAUAAAAAUCCAUAUACUGUUAGCGGAAAACAUAUUAAGAAUAUAAUUAAUAUUAUCAAGCUAAAAGUUCUUAUUAUAUACAAUUCUUAAGAGCUUUCACACUAUAAACUUAAAUCAAUUAAAGAGUAUGAUUUUUCUUUUUCUAGUUUAAGGCAAAAAAAGCUUGAGAGACACUAUUCUAACAAGAUAGAGCAAAUUAUUAAAGAAAUAAAUACUGCGAAAGAGCAUGCAGUAAUUGGAACAAGAAAAAUAAAUAAUAAAUUAGAGAACCCCACACUUGUAUAGAUUAAGUUAUAUUAAGAAAUCAGGCAACUUAAGGAAAAAAAUUAUGAGCUAAGUGGAUUAUACAUUAGGAUCUAAAAUGAAAAAAGAGUUGAAAUCACAUCUACUUUUGUAAGUUGGUUAGAUAUAAUGAAAACUUAGACAUGA